CUAGCUGAUGAGAUCGCUGCAGCUUUUGCUGAAUUACCUCAGAAAGUCAUCUGGAGAUAUAAAGGAGACAAACCAGCCACUCUGGGCAACAACACUUUACUAGUCGACUGGAUGCCACAGAACGACCUCCUAGGACAUCCAAAUGUAAAACUUUUUGUAAGUCAUGGAGGAACUAACGGAAUAUAUGAGGCUAUAUAUCACGGAGUUCCAAUCGUAGGCAUUCCCAUUGUCUUCGAUCAAGCCGACAACCUCUCCAGACUGAGAGCAAAGGGUGUUGCAGAAGUCAUGGAUAUUUCUGAACUGGAUCGGAAAACAUUUCAGACUGUCAUACAGGAAGUCCUGAAUGAGCCCUCCUAUACAGUGAACAUGCAGAGACUCUCCAGACUGCACAGAGAUCAACCAGUGAAGCCACUGGACCGCGCCAUCUUCUGGAUAGAGUUUGUCAUGAGACACAAAGGUGCAGCUCACCUGAGAACUGAGUCCUACAGACUGCCCUGGUACUCCUACCACUCUGUUGAUGUGAUGCUAUUUUUAAUAACAGUUGUGCUACUGAUUUUGUUAUUAUUUGCUGGGUUAGUACGGUCAUGCUGUAGAUUGUGUUCCAAAAGAAAAGUGAAAUCUGACUAACCAGUAAUCCGGCUGUGAUCAGACGAAAGGAGUACAUGUUUUACCUUUGAAAUGUGUCAAGGUGCCUAAAGUUUUCUAGAAAAAUGUGUACUGUAAAAAAUGAAAUGUAACUCCCAGCUUUGACCGCCAAUGUGCAAAAGCACAAUCAUUACUUUGUUGAAAGCAGGGUCAUUUUAAAUGAUCUGUCUGUAUGCAUCAGUGUAACAAUGUACCUUUUGUUUCUAACUGAAUCAAAGUCUGAGAACUCACUGUGAAUGGAAACUACCAUACUAGCAGACAAAUAUGAUGACAUGAUGACAAGAUACAAGUUUCAACUCUCUAUACUCUGUAUGGUUUUUGCUGUAUACUACAUUAUGCUAAAAUCCCACUGUUGAAGGGAGGAUUCUAAAACAAUAAAAAGGCUUACACUGACAAUAAAAAUAAACAAUGUGAACCAUAAGAGUGAAGAAAAAUAAUACACUUUUAUUUCUUUUUUUCCAACCAGCAUGGAUUUGCCCUGCUGACAGGUUUGUUGAAAUAGAUGAAUUAAAAACAACCUGAUCUACAUGAGGAUUUGUUGGUACCAUUACCAGCCAGCAGGUGAUGUUGUUGAGCCAUUUACAGUAUUUCCCUUGACUGUUAAACACCAGCUAUUUUAUAAUUUGACAUUUUUCAGAUGACAAUGGGAGCAUUGUGAGCCACAUAACAAAGCUAUCAUAAAGGCAUGUUGCUGUAGCAUUUUUAAAGGGAAUUAUGUAAUUGCAAUAAAAUGACCUGAAUUAUUA
Molecule: messenger RNA, 1391 nt
Organism: Epinephelus moara (kelp grouper)
Lineage: Eukaryota; Metazoa; Chordata; Actinopteri; Perciformes; Serranidae
Product: UDP-glucuronosyltransferase 2A2-like
Exons: 1
Molecular function (GO): UDP-glycosyltransferase activity
Source: RefSeq, a predicted model, not a curated record